UUUUCCUGUUCUUACACAGCAUCUAUGCUUGGAACAUAUGGCAGACACAUCUGUGAGACGCCCUUUGCUGCUGCAGUGCAUGGAUGGAUGGUGAGCUCCCCACACUGUGCCUCAGCAGGAUCAUGGGAGGUCAACUUGACCUUCUCAUAGGUGUGGUCUUCAUAGUCAGCCCCAUGCUGGGAAUGCCUCCCUGUUCUUCUGAUGGACGGAGAGCCUUAUUUCACUUCUGUAACCUUACCGAGAUCCCCUGGGUCCUCAAAACCACUGAAAGUCUCCUGCUCAGCUUCAACUCUAUCAGAACGGUCAAUGCCACAUCAUUCCCAUUCCUGGAGCAGCUCCAGCUGCUGGAGCUGGGGGCCCAGGAUACACCUUUGACCAUUGGCCAGGAGGCCUUCAAAAACCUGCCCAAUCUUAGGAUCUUGGACCUGGGCAAAAGCCAGAUUGAAGUCCUGGCUCUCGAUGCUUUUCAGGGAUUGUCUCAUCUCUUGGAACUGCGGCUGUUUUCCUGUGGGCUUUCCAAUGCUAUCUUAAGAGAUGGUUACUUCAGAAAUCUAACGUCGUUAGCUCGCUUAGACCUAUCUGGCAAUCAGAUUGACAGCCUUCAUCUCCAUCCUUCGUUUCGGGAGUUGGACUCCUUAAAAGCCAUAGAUUUCUCUUUCAAUCAGAUCUUCACUCUCUGUCAGGAUGAGCUCAAGCCCCUGCAUGGCAAAUCUCUCUCUUUCUUUGGCUUCAAAUCAACUAGCCUGUUCAGCAGAGUCUCUGUGGCUUGGGAGACGUGCCAGAGUCCAUUCAGAGGCAUGUGGCUAGAAACUCUAGAUCUUUCUGAAAAUGGCUGGACAGUGGCCACCACAGGGAACUUCAGCAACGCCAUCCAGGGAAGCCGUGUUUCCUCUUUGAUUCUCACGUACCAUAUAAUGGGGUCUGGCUUUGGCUUCCAGAACAUCAAAGACCCUGACCAGAGCACAUUUGCCGGUCUGGCCGGGAGUUCGGUGUUACACCUGGACCUUUCACACGGCUACAUCUUCUCCUUGAAUCCCCAAGUGUUUGAGACACUGAAGGAUUUGAAGUUUCUGAACCUUGCCUUCAACAAGAUAAACAAGAUCGCAGAUAACGCGUUUUAUGGACUUGGCAGCCUUCAGAUUCUCAAUAUAUCAUAUAAUAUUUUGGGAGAACUCUAUAAUUCCAACUUCUAUGGGCUUCCUAGAGUAGCCUACAUUGACCUCCAAAGGAACCACAUCGGGAUCAUUCAAUACCAAACAUUCAGAUUCCUGAAAAACUUACAAACCUUGGAUCUCCGUGACAAUGCUCUUAAAACUAUUCAUAGUAUUCCAAGCAUAGAGACUGUCCUCCUGGGCGGCAAUAAACUGGUCACUUUGCCACAAACCCGCUUUACAGCCAACUUCGUCGAGUUGUCUGAAAACAGGCUAGAAAGCCUGUCUGACCUGUACUUCCUCCUGCGAGUCCCCCAGCUCCAGUUUCUCAUCCUGAAUAAGAAUCGCCUUUCCUCCUGCAGGGCAGUUGACACCCCUUCAGAGAACCUGAGCUUGGAGCAACUUUUCCUCUCCGAAAACAUGCUGCAGCUUGCCUGGGAGAACGGCCUCUGUUGGGAUGUUUUUAAAGGCCUUUUCCACCUCCAAAUCCUUUAUCUGAAUAACAACUACCUUAACUUCCUCCCACCCAGCAUAUUCAGCGACUUGGUUGCAUUAAGGCUGCUCAGUCUUAGUGCUAACAGGCUGACCACUCUCUCUCCUGGCAGUUUACCUGCUAAUUUAGAGAUUCUUGAGAUAUCUAGAAAUCAGCUUUUCUCUCCGGAUCCUGGUUUGUUUUCUUCACUUCAUGCCUUGGACAUAACUCAUAAUGAGUUUGUCUGUGAAUGUAAACUUAGCACUUUUAUCAUCUGGCUCAACCAAACCAACGUGACCCUGCUCGGGUCUCCUGCAGACAUGUACUGCAUGUACCCUGACUCGCUGCUAUGGGCCCCCCUCUACAGCAUUUCCACCAAGGACUGUGAUGAAGAGGAAGCCUUGCUGUCCCUAAAGUUUUCCCUGUUCAUCAUGUGCACCGUCACUUUGACUCUGUUCCUCGUCAUCACCUUCAUAGUCAUAAAGUUCCGGGGGAUUUGUUUCCUGGGUUAUAAGGCCAUCCAGGAGCUGGUGUUCAAGGACAAGGUCAGGAGUUCGGAACCUGGUGAGUACAGAUAUGAUGCCUACUUUUGCUUCAGUAGCAAAGACUUUGAGUGGGCCCAGGAUGCUUUGCUCAAAUACCUGGAUGUUCAGUACAGUUCCCAAAACAGGCUCAGGCUGUGCUUUGAAGAAAGAGACUUCAUCCCGGGGGAAAACCACAUCUCCAACAUCCAGGCAGCCGUCUGGGGCAGCAGAAAGACAGUGUGUCUAGUGAGCAGACACUUCCUUAAGGAUGGCUGGUGCCUGGAAGCCUUCCGGUACGCCCAGAGCCGGUGUCUGUCUGACCUCAAGAGUGUCCUCAUUGUGGUGGUGGUGGGGUCCCUAUCCCAGUAUCAGCUGAUGAGACAUGAGGCUAUUAGAGGGUUUCUACAAAAGCAGCAGUACUUGAGGUGGCCUGAGGACCUCCAGGAUGUCAGCUGGUUUCUCAAUAAACUCUCUGGAUGCAUUCUAAAGGAAGAAAAAGUCAAGAAGGGAAACAGCCCCAUUCAGUUACGAACCAUAACAACAAUUUUCUAGCUGGAGGAGCACCUUGCAAGC
Acomys russatus (golden spiny mouse) is the source of this 2720-nucleotide messenger RNA. It is a transcript of the gene Tlr5, whose product is annotated as toll like receptor 5. Gene Ontology annotation, molecular function: protein binding; transmembrane signaling receptor activity. The record is from RefSeq and is a predicted model, not a curated record. Gene Ontology annotation, biological process: immune response; toll-like receptor signaling pathway; inflammatory response. The coding region runs from base 84 to 2699 and encodes 871 amino acids. Gene Ontology annotation, cellular component: membrane. The transcript has 2 exons. NCBI's taxonomy places the organism in Eukaryota, Metazoa, Chordata, Mammalia, Rodentia, Muridae.